AUGGGUCAUGAGUUAGAAACAGAAACAGUUACACGGAACAGACCGUCAGCUGCCAGAGGGAGAUUUUUGAAGACUUCCAGGUCCUUACUAAGUUCUCAGGUCCCUGCUGGCACAGGGUUUUCUCUUAAUUUGUUACCCAAGAAUACACCAAAUGUCACAUCCUUACACCAGUGUAGAAUACUUCAUACCACAUUGUCAAGGAAAGGACUGGAAGAAUUUUUUGAUGACCCAAAGAAUUGGGGGGAAGAAAAAGUAAAAUCUGGAGCCGCAUGGACCUGUCAGCAAUUAAGACACAAAAGUAAUGAAGAUUUACAUAAACUUUGGUAUGUCCUACUGAAAGAAAGAAAUAUGCUUCUGACCCUACAGCAGGAGGUCAAACGGCAGAUAUUACCAAUGCCAAGUCCAGAGUGGUUAGAAAAGAUAGUAGGGUCCAUGGACGUUAAAGUCAUCCAGGAACGAGAAGAUGCCCUAAGACUUCUUCAGACAGGUCAAGAAAAAGCUAGACCUGGUGCUUGGAGAAAAGACAUCUUUGGAAGAAUCAUCUGGCACAAGUUCAAGCAGUGGCCUCUAUCUUGGCACCUAAAUAAGAGAUACAAUAGGAAACGAUUCUUUGCGAUGCCCUAUGUGGACCAUUUUGACAGAGUGAGACAUGAGAAACAAGCCCAUAUCCAAGCAAGGAAGAAAAAUUUAGAGAAAAAGCAAGCAAAACUUCUUCAGGAAAAGUUUCCACAUCUUUCUGAAGCCCAGAAGUCAAGUCUUGUCUAA
Messenger RNA from Pteronotus mesoamericanus, 765 nucleotides. RefSeq names its product 39S ribosomal protein L47, mitochondrial-like. Gene Ontology annotation, cellular component: mitochondrial ribosome; mitochondrial large ribosomal subunit. The record is from RefSeq and is a predicted model, not a curated record. Gene Ontology annotation, molecular function: structural constituent of ribosome. NCBI's taxonomy places the organism in Eukaryota, Metazoa, Chordata, Mammalia, Chiroptera, Mormoopidae. Gene Ontology annotation, biological process: mitochondrial translation.